AUGGCCUCAAGAAUGCCCACUUUCCCCAGUCGCUCAGAGGCUCCGCACGCGGGACUCCGGCAGCUGCUCCCGCCAUAUCCCGGCGUCAUCAACGAAGUCUCUUGGGUCCGUCUUCCCCAGUUGCAAAAUUGCCAGUGGAGAUUUUAUGACUUGAGAUGUUAUCACUUUGGGAAGUUCUUCUCUCAGCCAGUGUGCAUUGAUUCACUCACCUUGCAUCCCCAUGUCCUGACUAUGGCUGAAGUUACCCGGGUCCAACUGGAACCUGAUAUUCUGAAUCAUAAGAAAUCGCGGAACUACCGAUCUCCGAGCUCUCAAGGGCCUGUCGAGCGGACGCGCUCAUCGACAACCCUGGGGGAACUGGGAGACGUCCCAGCUGUCUGGAUUGAACACCUGACCAGAGCCAUGGGUAAUGUGCCAUCUAACCCCCUAGAAUUAACCUUAGCCCAUUGGAAGGAGGUUAAGGAAAUUGCUCAUAAUCGAAGUGUAGAUGUUAAGAAAGAAAAGUGGAUAAGUUUAUGUAAAUCAGAAUGGCCCACCUUUGAGGACGCCGAGUGGCCUCCUGAAGGAAGUUUUGAUAUAAUUAAAAUUGCACUUUUACAGGCCAAAAUUUAUAAUGUGCUUAGUGGGCAUCCAGACCAAGUCCCUUAUAUAAUUACUUGGAGGGCACUGGUUGAAGAGGAUGGCCCCGCCUGGGUGCAUGCUUUCUUGUCCCCCCCAGCCUCUUCUCUCAUCCAGGAGGAAGAUGAAGACGCAGAAGAGAACGUGCCACCAGCCCCCUCCGCACCAGAGGGUCCUGCCCAGUCAACCCGACGGCGCCGGGGAAUUACGCCUCCCCACAACUCCACUGCCCUUCCCCUCCGCCCCGUGGGUCCCGUGGAUGAAAAUGGCCAGCAGCAAUUCCAGUACUGGCCGUUUGCCACUAGUGACCUAUACAACUGGCGUACCCAAAACGCCCCCUUUUCUGAAAAACCCCAAGACUUGAUUCGUUUGCUUGAAACUGUCCUUUUCACUCACCAACCCACUUGGGAUGAUUGUAACCAGCUUUUACAGGUUCUUUUCACCACCGAGGAGAGGAGUCGCAUCCGAGAGGCGGCCCGGAAACUUGUCCCCGGCCCAACCGGAGCGCCCCUCACAGACCCUGCCGCGAUCUCAGUCUCCUUUCCUGAGACUCGACCAACAUGGGACUAUAACACGGCUGAAGGUAGGGAACGACUCCUCAUCUACCGCCAGGCUCUGUUGGCAGGUCUCAAGGCGGCGGCUCGCCGACCUACUAAUAUGGCCAAAGUCUAUGAUGUGAGGCAGGGAGAAAAUGAAAGUCCGGCAGCAUUCCUUGAGCGGCUUAUAGAAGCCUUUAGCCAGUACACUCCCUACGACUUAACUCAGGAAUCCGCUCAGAUUGUUAUGUUCACCUACAUAAAUCAAGCUGCCCCGGACAUAAAGCGAAAGCUGCAGACAAUAGACAGGCUUGGUGAAAAAUCUGUUAGGGACUUAGUAGCAGUGGCGGAGAAGGUCUAUAACAAAAGAGAGACAGAGGAGCAGAGACAGGAGCGAAAGGACAGGGAACGUGAAGCUGAACGUGAAAGGAGAGAUAGGGAAAAAGAAAAGAAUUUGGCUAGGAUCCUGGAGCAGCAACAAGCGCAACAGACUAGAAUUUUAGCACAGCAGCAAGCCCAGCACAGAAGAGACAUUAGAGAAAUCUUAACCUCUGUGCAACCUGGAAACUUUAGACGAUCCUCAGUAGGAGAAAACCAGUGUGCCUAUUGCAAGGAGAUAGGACAUUGGCUCAAGGACUGCCCAGAACUAGCCAGAAAGGAGGAGAAAAAACAGAAAGUAGGAUCCAGAGUGUUGCCGGCCUUAGAGCUAGCUGAAGACAGCGACUGAGGGAGUCGGGGCUCAGACCCCCUCCCUGAGCCUAGGGUAACUUUGAAAGUGGAGGGGAGCCCAGUCACGUUCAUGGUGGAUACGGGAGCAGAAAACUCAGUACUACUAGCCCCGAGAGGGCCGAUGUCCAAUAAAACAACAUGGGUGCAAGGUGCAACUGGCACCAAACCCUAUAAAUGGACUACCCGAAGAACAGUGGACCUAGGAGUGGGCCGGGUAACCCACUCAUUUUUAGUCAUUCCUGACUGCCCCUACCCAUUGCUUGGACGUGACCUUUUAACAAAAAUGAAAGCUCAGAUACAAUUCACAAGUGAUGGAGCUUUGGUAACAGACUCAAGAGGAAAGCCUGUAAAUAUAUUAAUCACUAGCAAACUAGAAGAGGAGUAUAGGCUAUACCAACAUCUCAAGCCUGAGUCUCCAGAAAAUGAGUGGUUACAGGCGUUUCCCCAGACAUGGGCAGAAACUGGGGGGAUGGGACUGGCAAAACAUCGUCCUCCAAUCUUUGUGGAACUCAAAGCUGGAGCUGACCCAGUAAAAGUUCGCCAGUACCCCAUGUCACUAGAAGCAAAGAAAGGGAUCACCCCCCACAUCAGAAAAUUGUUGGAAUUGGGAAUCCUAAAACCCAUCCAGUCAGCCUGGAACACUCCAUUACUGCCCGUCAAAAAGCCUAACUCCAAUGACUAUAGACCAGUACAGGACUUGAGAGAAGUAAACAAAAGAGUAAUGGACAUUCAUCCAACCGUUCCAAAUCCAUAUACUUUGCUGAGUUCCUUACCACCAAGCCACGUGUGGUAUACUGUGCUAGAUUUAAAGGAUGCCUUUUUUAGCCUGCCCUUAGCCCCACAGAGCCAAAAUUAUUUUGCAUUCACCUGGCAUGAUCCUGAAAUUGGGAUAAGCGGCCAACUGACCUGGACCAGGCUGCCUCAAGGAUUCAAAAAUUCGCCCACCAUCUUCGACGAAGCACUGCAUGAAGACCUGAGUGAGUACCGCUCUAAAAAUCCUGAGAUAAGCCUGUUGCAAUAUGUGGAUGAUUUGCUGAUAGCUGUCUCAGACAAAAUUAGCUGCCUGAAAGGGACAGCUAGGCUCUUAAAGACGCUUGGCAAUCUAGGCUACAGGGCCUCUGCUAAAAAGGCACAGAUUUGCAAAUCUGAAGUCACCUACCUAGGCUUCAUACUAAAAGAAGGCAAGCGUUGGCUGUCAGAAGCACGAAAAGAGACUGUACUAAAAAUUCCUGUACCAAAGUCAGCCAGGCAAGUCAGAGAGUUCCUAGGAACAGCGGGCUUUUGCCGGCUGUGGAUACCUGGGUUCGCUGAAAUGGCCAAGCCCUUGUAUGAAGCCACCAAAAAUGUCCCAGAGUUCCACUGGACUGAACAAAUGCAAAGGGCCUUUGAGGCAGUUAAGAAAAGCCUCCUAGAAGCCCCUGCCUUAGGCCUACCUGAUGUGAAUAAACCAUUCACCCUAUUUGUGGCCGAAAAUAAAGGGAUAGCAAAGGGGGUGCUCACCUAGCCAAUUGGGCCUUGGAAAAGACCAGUCGCCUACUUAUCCAAGAAAUUGGAUCCUGUUGCUGCUGGGUGGCCCCCAUGCCUGAGAAUAAUAGCCGCAGUAGCCCUCUUAGUGAAAGACGCAGACAAACUGACCUUGGGACAAAAUCUAACUGUGGCCACUCCACACGCUCUGGAAGGGGUGCUAAAACAACCGCCUGACCGAUGGAUGAGCAAUGCCCGCAUGGUCCAUUACCAAACCUUGUUACUUAACCCCGCGCGUAUCAGUUUCUGCGUACCAACAGCAUUAAACCCAGCUACCUUGUUGCCGGAUCCGGACCUGGAAGCGCCUCUGCAUGAUUGCGAGCAGAUCCUGGCCCAAGCACAUAGUCUCAGGCCUGACUUGCUGGACUCACCGCUAUCACAGGCUGAGCACACCUGGUUCACCGAUGGCAGCAGCUUCAUGCGAGAAGGAAAAAGGUACGCAGGCGCGGCAGUCACCACGGACGCUGAGAUAGUGUGGGCAGAGGCACUCCCCCAGGGAACUUCUGCACAAAGAGCAGAACUAGUGGCACUAACAAAAGCCCUACAAAUGGGGAAAGGAAAGAGACUAAAUAUAUACACGGACAGUCGGUAUGCGUUUGCUACCGUACAUGUUCACGGAGCUAUCUACCAGGAGAGAGGGUUACUGACGGCCGAAGGAAAAACUGUUAAAAACAAGCAAGAGAUUCUAAAUCUCAUUCGGGCCCUCUGGGAACCAGCCAAGAUUGCUAUCAUGCAUUGUCCAGGACAUCAAAAGGGAGUUGAUUUAGUGACUAAAGGAAAUAACUUGGCAGACCAAGCAGCCAAGGAGGCGGCCCUCCAACCUAGAGCAGAAAUAUUAACCCUAGCGGAUCCAGGGCCGCGGACUCUGCCUCCCGUGCCCCAAUAUUCUCAAGAGGACCUAGAAUGGAUUAGGAAAAUUCCUAUGGCCCACAAACCCCCGGACAAAGAAGGAAAAAAUGAUUGGUGGAGAACGUGUGAAGGGAAACUUAUCUUGCCACAAGAACUAGGUAAGGGGAUCCUCAAGAGAAUCCACCAGGCUUCCCAUAUGGGGACCCGAAGAAUGCAGGACUUGCUUCGCCACUCAAAAGUAAAAAUUAGACAGGGAAACCAAAUUGUUGAGGACAUUGUCAAAGGUUGCAAAGCCUGCCAGCUCACCAAUGCAGCGGCUCAACCAAUUAUGAAAGGAAGCCGCCUUCGUGGAGACAGGCCAGGUGCGUAUUGGGAGGUAGACUUUACAGAAAUUAAACCUGGAAAAUUUGGAUACAAAUAUUUGCUAGUUUUUGUAGACACCUUUUCAGGAUGGGUUGAAGCUUAUCCGACAAAGCAUGAAACUGCAAACGUGGUGGCCAAGAAGAUCUUGGAAGAAAUCUUACCCAGGUAUGGCUUCCCAUCCUCCAUUGGGUCGGACAACGGACCGGCCUUCGUCUCAAAAGUAAGUCAGGGAAUAGCCACUGCACUGGGGACUGAUUGGAAAUUACAUUGUGCUUAUAGACCCCAGAGUUCAGGGCAGGUAGAAAGAAUGAAUCGGACCCUAAAAGAGACCUUGACUAAAUUGGCCCUAGAGACUGGCGCAGAUUGGGUGUCGCUCCUUCCUUUUGCCUUAUUUAGAGUAAGAAACUCACCUUACCAGCUUGGUUUCACUCCCUUUGAAAUAAUGUACGGGCACCCCCCGCCCAUUGUUCCUAGCCUUCAGACUGAAUUGCUUGCAGAUUUAGAUGAUACUGAAUUUCUAUGUAAACUUAAUCAUUUACAGCUUGUGCAUAAGAAUGUGUGGCCUCAACUUAAGACACUAUAUGAUUCUGCUUCUGUCCCUACCCCUCAUUUAUUUAGACCAGGGGACUGGGUGUUCGUUCGGAGACACAACCCAAACUCCUUAGAACCACGGUGGAAGGGACCCUACGUAGUGCUGCUGACUACUCCCACCGCCCUCAAGGUAGACGGCAUCGCCGCCUGGGUUCACUACUCCCACGCAAAACCAGCUGAUCCCUUCGCGUUGGACGAGGAUUUUCGUGGAGAAACAUGGGAAGUCUCCAAACAUCCAGACCCAGCCACUCCGCCUUCGCCUCAAGAAACGAAAGUUAGACUGAAUAGUGCUACUAUUAUGAUCAUUUACUUUUUACUUUCAUAUUUUAUUGUUCAAGUUAAUGCUGAUGCUAAUGCUAACCCUCACCAGCCCUUCCAGUUAUCUUGGCAGAUCACCCCAAGAGGGGGAAAACCCCUUGUCUUAGCAACUAAAGAAGCCCCCUUAGGGACCUGGUGGCCAGACCUAAUAGUGGACCUGUGCGACCUAGCUGCAGGCAGCUGGGAUGUGCCAGAUCAUGAUGACCCAAAUCUAGAUAAGCAACUUCCCGAGUGCAAGGAAAAAGAAUCCUGUCUAGUCCCGUGCAAAUACAGCUCCCUAACAUGGGGAUCUAGACAUGGAUGUGGCCACCCAAAGCUAAGAGCUGAACUGAGAGAAAUGCCUUUCUAUGUGUGUCCUAGAGAUGGGAGAACUAGGGCAGGUGAGAGAAGAUGUGGAGGGGAAGCAGAUUUCUUUUGUAAACAGUGGGGGUGUGAAACCACGGGACAAGCACACUGGGACCCACACUCCAGCUGGGACUUAAUCACCAUAAAACGAAACCAUACAGGAAAGGGUCUAGAAAAAGAAAAUAGUCUUGCUUGUGAGUGGGCUAACUGGUGGUCGGGACAAGGAGCCUGCACUAAAUACAGAUGUAACCCUCUGGUAAUUAAGUUUACCAAGAAUGCUAAGACCUUCGGUGGGUGGACUAGAGGAAGGACAUGGGGAUUAAGGUUGUACAUGUCAGGGUAUGACCAUGGACUUACUUUCCAGCUCAAACUCAUUGUUAAACCUAUGACAGAUGUAGCAGUGGGACCCAACUCGGCCUUAAAGCCUCAAGACCACCUUGACAGGCCGACACCAGGCCCGACCCCAUUUAGAGCCCCAGAACCCUCUCUUAAUUCAACGCUGGCUCCAGGUACUGGACCCUCCUCCCCCAUGUAUACCCUGGCCUAUCUACCCCGUAAUAACAACCCCCUAGUAAACCUGAUGCAGAAGUCCUAUAUAAUCUUAAACCAUACUCAGCCCAAUUUAACUAGAUCUUGCUGGUUAUGUUAUGAUGUUGCUCCACCCUAUUAUGAGGGAAUUGCUGUCUCUGAUAACGUGUCUCAAGCCAAGGAAGAAGAGUCUUGCAGGUGGAAGUCAAAAGUAGGGCUCACUCUAACUCGAGUCACUGGUUCAGGCACUUGUAUUGGAAAACCGGGAAAAGAAAUGGCUCCUUUAUGUAACCACAUUAUCAAUCAUAAAUCAGCAAGUGGUUAUUGGUUGCCUCCACAAGAUGCUUGGUGGGCAUGCUCUAAGUCGGGUCUAACCUCUUGUGUACACUCUGCUGUCUUAAAAGAUUUUGAGGAUUCCUGUGUGUUAGUACGACUGGUACCCACUAUAUCUUACUAUCCGGAGCCAGAUUUCUUGGACCGUUUACAGGGCUCCUGGAAACAACUCAGUCUAGAAUACAAUCCCCGGGUAAAAAGAGAGCCCUUUACAGCUAUAACCUUAAGUAUAUUAAUAGGAGCCAGCUUGGGGGGACUAGGUACAGGAGUAGCCUCCCUCGUCCAACAAAGAGGAUAUUAUGAUGACCUACGGAUGGCUAUAGAUGAGGAUAUUAAGAAAAUAGAAGAAUCCAUCUCUCACCUCCAGGAAUCCCUUACAUCCUUAUCAGAAGUAGUUCUCCAGAAUAGGAGAGGGCUAGACUUACUGUUUCUACAGCAAGGAGGACUUUGCACUGCAUUGGGAGAAGAGUGUUGUUUCUAUGUUGACCAUUCAGGAAUAGUAAAAGAUAACAUGUCCAAAGUCAGAGAAGGAUGGCCCAACUGGUUUGGGAACGUUCCUGUCACACUGACCGCCUUGGAAUGUCCGCCAACCAAUUAUAGAUGUGUGGAAUGUCCUCUGAUCAAAUUUUAG
This is a messenger RNA of Perognathus longimembris pacificus (Pacific pocket mouse), 7365 nucleotides long. RefSeq lists its product as uncharacterized. Gene Ontology annotation, molecular function: nucleic acid binding; zinc ion binding; RNA-DNA hybrid ribonuclease activity. Gene Ontology annotation, biological process: virion assembly; proteolysis; DNA integration. The record is from RefSeq and is a predicted model, not a curated record. NCBI's taxonomy places the organism in Eukaryota, Metazoa, Chordata, Mammalia, Rodentia, Heteromyidae.